Panicum hallii is the source of this 1669-nucleotide messenger RNA. RefSeq lists its product as uncharacterized. The coding region runs from base 123 to 1310 and encodes 395 amino acids. The record is from RefSeq and is a predicted model, not a curated record. The transcript is spliced from 9 exons. NCBI's taxonomy places the organism in Eukaryota, Viridiplantae, Streptophyta, Magnoliopsida, Poales, Poaceae.
UUCAUCCGGCAAGCCCAGUCCGAGCCGUUGGAUCUCCAUCACACAGUCACGGAUGGCAUAGAUGGAUACCAUUCAAGCCCCUCGCUCUCAGUUCACUGUCGCCGCCUUUCCCUACCUCUUUUAUGGAAGCUCUCGUCGCGCGCUCCUCCGUGCUCUCGCCGCCGGCGGUCGCCGGAGACGCGUCUCCCUCCCCAUCGCGUCCCCGGGUGUCCGCCGCACUUCCCGGGCCCCGCAGGAGCCCUUCCACCCUCGCCAUCUGCACGCGCUGGACGCGUGCUUCUCACCGCCGCGGCGGCGGCCGCCUGCUCGCUGGGUCAGGGGAAGGCGGGUCCCCAGACCCCGCCGGUGGUGCGGUUGGCAAGGAGGAAUACUCUCCCUUGCUCGAGAACAAUGUAACUCUACGUGAAAGCCAUGAUAUGGAUACCACUAAACAUGAUGAGGUUGGCAUUUCUGGACAUGGUGGGAGUAACACUGGUGGCUCAAGGACUGGCCUAUUCAGAACACCUAUUUCAGGCGGUGUGCACAGUGCAACUGCAGUUCAUGAUUUACCACCGCCAGCUUUGGCCGUUCGGAAUCUCAUGGAACAGGCAAGGUUUGCUCAGCUGUGCACUGUCAUGUCUCGGAUGCAUCAUCGUCGUGCAGGAUACCCAUUUGGUUCCCUAGUGGAUUUUGCACCUGACCCAUUAGGCCAUCCAAUCUUCUCAUUAUCCCCGCUAGCCAUCCACACAAGAAAUUUGUUGGCAGACCCAAGAUGCAGCCUUGUUGUGCAGAUUACUGGAUCGAGUGGACUAUCAAAUACACGAGUAACUAUCUUCGGUGAUGUCAUUCCGUUGCCUGCUGAACAACAGGACUGGGCUCAUCAGCAGUAUGUUUCAAAGCACCAGCAGUGGGCAUCUCAACAGUGGGGUAACUUUUACUACUACAGAAUGGAGACGAUAAGCGACAUAUAUUUCAUUGGAGGUUUUGGUACUGUUGCUUGGAUAGAUGUGAAGGAAUAUGAGUCUCUGCAACCUGAUAAGCUUUCAAUGGAUGGAGGGGAGCAAAAUUUGAAGGAAAUCAAUUCAAUGUUCUCAAAGCCUCUGAAAGAACUCUUAUCAACUGAAGGAGAGGUAGAUGAUGUAGCUGUUAUAUCAAUGGAUAGCAAAGGUAUCGAUAUCCGUGUCCGACAAGGUGCACAGUUCAACAUCCAGAGGAUAGCAUUUGAGGUGAAUCGCAGCGUAGAAACACUGGACGAAGCCAAGGAAGCGCUUAGGAGGAUCAUCAGCAAGUCUAGGUGGCACACAAAGAGUUCCAUUUUGAGAUGCGCUUGAAGCUGAAGCUGGAUGUUCUGCAAAAAGUUUUGUACAGUGCGGUUGUUUUAGUCUUUGUGAUUUGCCAGAGUUGUCAUAAAUAAAUUGCAUUUCAGUGUUUUUAAGGGCCUAAAACUCAAUCGCCGUGAGCCCCUUGUGUGUUGAAUAAGCUGGUGAUUCGAAAUAUGUUUUGUGUCCCAGUAAAAUUCGAAGCAUGUUACUGCUACUCUGCUAGAGUGCUAGUGCUGUGUUGAGGACUUGAGGUCGCUCUUACAGGAUGUUUAACAGUUGAGCUCUUACAGGAUGUUCAACCCUUGAACUUACACAGUAACUGUCAAGUACAGUAGUUACCCUUGAGUUGGAAGGAAAGGGUUCAGGAA